CUCUUCUUUCUCUCUCUUCCUCUCUUUCUUGCAUACCACCUUCCUGCGACUCUUUUCCCCUCCCAAUUACUGCCAGAGCACUGAAAGAAGCCAUGAAUACAAAUACGACAUCGGUGCCAUCUGUCCCAACGACAAAGCCCAUUGCGACAGUGACAGCAGUAUUCAUCAUCCUCGGUGUUGCUGUUGGGGCUAUAAUUCUUCACAUUAUCCUUACAUUUUUCUUCAAGAGGCUCGCCAAAAGGACAAUAUGGCAAUUCGAUGAUGACCUUGUCAAACAUUGUAAAAAACCAACGUUUGUGAUGUUUCCGACCAUUGGGCUCCUAAUAACGGUUCAACUUGUGACUUUGCCUGUGGGAGUUUAUGGUGCUUUUAAUCAUGCGCUCAUUAUUAUCCUAUUGUUUGCGAUCUCAUACUUUGUCGUCAUGCUGAUCAAGUGUGCAUCCAUGGCAGUGAGCAGGAGUAAUGAUCAUUUGAAGGAAUCGGAUCCCAAGAGGGCGCGGGAGGUCGAAACUCAGAUAGUGGUCAUGACCAGGAUAGUUCAAGGGAUGGUCUGGUUGGUGGGAAUGUCUGGUAUUGCAAUGACAUUCCCCAAUGCAUGGCAAGUGGGUGUUUCGCUUUUAGCCAGCGCCAGUGUCUCGGCUAUACUCUUGGGCUUUGCAGCCAAACCAUCCAUUGAGAAUGCAUUGGCUUCUUUAACGAUUGCAUUAACGCAGCCAUUCCUGAUAGAGGAUCAAGUUCAGGUCAAUGGGGAGAUUGGACAUAUUGAGGAGAUCCAGUCACAAUAUGUGAUUGUCAGGACAUUGGAUGAACGUCGUCUUGUCGUUCCUUUGACUUGGUUUCUGGGCAACAUAUUCCAAAACUGGUCCAGGAACUCGCCUAGACAGAUAGCACAGUGUAAAGUGUUUGUUGACUACACAUUUCCAGUCCCCCGAGUACGACAGGCUUUCCUCAAAUUUGCUCGCACACAUCCACUUUAUGAUCAACGACAUGCUGCAUUACUAGUCACGGGUUGUACAGAGACCACGAUCGAAUUAACCUGUCAGAUCAGUGUAGCCAAUGCAAUGGAAGUGGUGCAAGUGACCUCGGAUGUUCGUGAAGCCAUGGUUGAAUUCAUCUCGAAUGCACAGAAGCAGCAAGUGUUUUCAGAAGGAUCCAAUACCGGAUCAAAUCCAGUAGGGGGAGGAGGAGGAAGUAGUAUUAAAGGCCGCAGUGGGGGAAUUGGACUUGCGCAUACUUUAGAAACCAUUGGUCUUUUAGGAGGCGGUGGAAGUGAACAACAAAACAAUCGACCCGAUUCACCACCACUACCACCACUACCACCAUUGACAAAGGAAGACGAAAAGAUGGGAGAUGGUAGUAAAGCGUAUCAAUGCGCUAGCAUCAAGGCUAGAUUAGCUGCUUUGCAAAAGGAUCCAUCCAAGACCACAGCAUCAACAACAACUGCAGCAGAUGCAUGUACAACAACUACACCAGUAGACACAACAGGAAUGACGACCGCACGACAGGCUGCACCGGAUCAUAUCCAAGUAAACGUUGAGGACCUAACGUUCAAUAGUAAUAGCAAUGGCUUGACAAGACGAAGUGUACGAGAGGUAGAAAAAGUAGAAAAGGAUAACGAGAAAGCAGCCAUGCCUCCAGAGACCAAAGCAUCAGAAAAAUACCAGCUGAGCGAACCCUAAUAAAAUUGAUCAAUUACGC
Lobosporangium transversale is the source of this 1698-nucleotide messenger RNA. RefSeq names its product Mechanosensitive ion channel-domain-containing protein. Bases 93 to 1679 code for a protein of 528 amino acids. NCBI's taxonomy places the organism in Eukaryota, Fungi, Mortierellomycota, Mortierellomycetes, Mortierellales, Mortierellaceae. The record is from RefSeq and is a predicted model, not a curated record. Gene Ontology annotation, cellular component: membrane. Gene Ontology annotation, biological process: transmembrane transport. The transcript is spliced from 5 exons.